GUUAACUUCGGAAGUUUCUGGGAUAGCCCUGUUUACCGACUUCGGCAGCUCGUCGACCGACUUUUCGCAGACAUCGUUGAGAUUACACAGAACCUCAUCGAUCGAAGUUCAUCCGUGCAUGCGAUGGAAAUGCUGGAGGGGCAACAUAUUGUACGUAGUGACCACGAGGUUCUAGGGAAGAUGGAGAAAGGUUCGGGAACCCGGUCGUCGGGCACGUAUGCGAGGCAAUGUUGAGUACAUUGAUUGGUCUGAAGAGCUACGUUCGUGUACAUCAUUUGGCUGCAUGUGUACUGUAUUACUACGGUACCCCUCGCCGAGGGGUUUCUCGCUUAGGAAGUGUCACCGUUUACUGAUACUCGUCGACUUGACCCGGCACAUUCACCAUGGGUGGACCAAAUCUUGAAGUCUUCAAGUUCGGUUUGUAUCUUUUUGUGCCUGUGAUGGCUCUGUUGCACUUUGGCGAUCCGCAGUGGUAUCAUAGUCACGUUCUCCCGUAUAAAGAACAGCUAUUCCCCCGUGGAGAUAAAACACAUAUGCAACUCCCGACUGACCAGGCUACCGUGAAAGCUGAGUUGAUACGGAUAAAAGCCGAAAAGCUCGCCAGAAAACAGGAGCGAGAAAAGGCCGCUCAGGAACAUCAAGCACCUCAGCCAGAUGUGUCUAGUCAGGCUUCACGAGGGUGGUUCAGGUCGUGGUGGUGAAUAAAGACGCGAGGCCCUGCAUGCCGCCAACACGCCCAUCGUUGUAUGACAUUGACACCUCCGAACGUUGCCUUAUUUGUUGACGUGGAAUUCAGUUCCGUUGCAAAUGAUGCGCCAGGUGUCCUCGUGGGCAGCGGCUUCCUUCAAAAUGCCGGUGUAGCUAGCUGCU
This is a messenger RNA of Pisolithus orientalis, 870 nucleotides long. RefSeq lists its product as uncharacterized. The coding region runs from base 384 to 701 and encodes 105 amino acids. NCBI's taxonomy places the organism in Eukaryota, Fungi, Basidiomycota, Agaricomycetes, Boletales, Pisolithaceae. The record is from RefSeq and is a predicted model, not a curated record. Gene Ontology annotation, cellular component: mitochondrion; mitochondrial inner membrane. The transcript has 5 exons. Gene Ontology annotation, biological process: mitochondrial respiratory chain complex IV assembly.